AUGCCUCGUCCAGUUCUUCAUCAGGAACAUUUCAAGAUCCCAGAGAACAUCAAGUGCACAGUUAAGUCUGGUGUUGUCACAAUCGAGCACCAAGAUCCAAAGGACAAGAAGACAACAAAGCUCGUCAAGGAUCUCUCCCACCUCAAGCUUGACUUCGAGUACGAUGAGAAGGAUCACCAGAUCGUUGCCCGCUGCUGGUUCGGCAACCGCAAGCUCCUUGCCCGUAUUGGCACACUCUUCGGCAUCGUCAAGAACAUGAUCACCGGUGUUACACUCGGCUGGCGUUAUAAGAUGCACUUCGUCUACUCCCACUUCCCAAUCAAGCACACAUGCUCUGAGGAUGGCCGUACAUUCGAUUUCAACGGCUUCAUGGGUCAUAAGGAGCACAAGAUUGUUACAGCUCCAGAAGGCGUCAGAAUCUGGUCCAACGAAUCCGUCGCCAAGGAUGAGAUCAACAUCGAAGGUGCCAACCUCGAAGACGUCUCCCUUGUCUGCGGCCAGAUCCACCAGCUCACAAAGAUCAAAGAUAAGGAUCUUCGUAAGUUCCUCGAUGGUAUCUACGUCCAGCACAUCGAACACCUCAAGGAGGAGUAA
Trichomonas vaginalis G3 is the source of this 594-nucleotide messenger RNA. RefSeq names its product rRNA binding. Lineage: Eukaryota; Parabasalia; Trichomonadida; Trichomonadidae. The transcript has a single exon. Gene Ontology annotation, cellular component: ribosome; cytosolic large ribosomal subunit. Gene Ontology annotation, biological process: cytoplasmic translation. Bases 1 to 594 code for a protein of 197 amino acids. Gene Ontology annotation, molecular function: rRNA binding; structural constituent of ribosome. The record is from RefSeq and is a predicted model, not a curated record.